AGAAUUGAUCGUGGAGAUAAUCCAAGCGUCUCAUGCUGCCCCGCCGAUAUUUUAUUCCUAUUUUACUAUUUUUCUCACCGUUUCUGCAUUUUUUUUCUUAAAAACCUCGUGACCUGAACACGCUAGGACAGGAUCAAACCUGUUCUGGAGCGCGUUUAUUUUCCGGCGAUUAUUUAUUACUUAGAAAUAUUUUCAACUGCUUUAUAUUAUUUGUCUUCCGAAUAAAUAAUCAUUUAAGAAUCUUGAAUUAGCUAACACCCGCUUAGCGGAAAUUUUAAUCCGGUAUUCUCAACCGAUUCAUCCUUCACGCUAUAUAACUUUUAUAAAAACGAAUUUCCGUUCAAUCUUUUAAACGUUUUAAAUCGCUUCGCGCGUGGGAAAAAUUUAGUCGGAUCAGGAAGUUUCCAAUUUUACAAUUACGCACGCAAGUGAAUUUUCCGGGGAUGACGCGAACAAAACUAUAUAAACGAAACGCUGCAACGGCAUUCUACGGAGACAAAUUCAUUGCAGUUUCGCUGUUCGACUGAACGGCUUCGUGAACGCGUGGUGUUCUUCAGAGUUUUCGGCAAAGUUGAUGCUGUUCAUCCGCGCCAUAUUACAAUAUUACGGUGAAGUGAGAAGACAUGGCUGAGCAGCAGUCUGGUAAUAAACCCUCGAAAUGGCCGUACACUCACGAUGUUCCUGAUAAGGAACACGGCAUCGAGGGAAAAACGAGCGAAAUCACAUGCUGCUAACGACAUCAUACGGACUCAACAAUUCACAUACGAAGAGAAUACACGUGGGGCUGCAGACAACGAGUGACGGAGUCUUCGUUCCAGUAGUCAAAUUAAACGGCAAUUACGCGGAGGGAAUUCAUUUCGAUGCGGAGUCAUGGCUACGAUUUCAAAAGAGCAUGAAGCUCAUGAAGGAAUAUUUAGGCUCUCAUAACAGAUCUAGGCCCGACCCUAUCAGCAUCGAUAAUAUUUCCACCAGUUUUACCACGAGCUACGGAGCCCGGUCCAUACUAGUGGCGUACAAAGAAAACGAAGCUCAUACCACGGGGAAUACCCAUGCUGAGGAGGAGACUGCUUUAACGCCUGCGUCAAAGAAACGAAAACCCUAUGGUAUAUGUAUAGUGAUGCAACAAACUACUUUUAUCGGUCUGGAAAAUAUUGUAAAAUGUAUCGAUGCGCAGUUAAAACGUUUGCAAUCCUUGGCAAAAAGCGUCAACGAAUGCGCUCGAUAUCUAAUCAAGGAGAUUGAAUUAAAUCUCCCCUCGGGUUACAUAGAUCGUGACAUUGUAAAACUAACGCUAAAGCCUCGUCUACAAUGGUCGUAGCAGCAAGGUUGUAAAUGGUUGUAAGACCGUAAGACGUGAUGAUAAAUGUAUUUUUGGUGCAGUAGGUUGUAAGUAAGGUUGUAAGUAAGACAAUUCAUUUCAAGCUCGCUACAGAGACUGUAGAAAUAGAGCUGUAAGACUGCAAAAACGAGAAACCCUAUAUACAGAGUCUCUAGCAAACACGCAUUUGUAAUCUAACCUAAAAUGUAUUUCCGGUGAAGUAGGUUGUAAUAAGGUUGUAUAGUGAAAUGAAUAUUUUUCAUUUCUUGCGUUCUACAUCUUACAUCAGACCAAUCGGAACAAAGCAAUAUAAGUACGAACUCAGUCACAAG
Messenger RNA from Ooceraea biroi (clonal raider ant), 1650 nucleotides. RefSeq lists its product as uncharacterized. Lineage: Eukaryota; Metazoa; Arthropoda; Insecta; Hymenoptera; Formicidae. The record is from RefSeq and is a predicted model, not a curated record.